CGGAAGCUCCGUAAGUAUUCCCAGCAGGUGAGCCAUGUUCCCUUUCCACCUAGAACUCUGAUCUUUGCUUUCUAUCCGGGGCUCGAGUUCGCGGUGCCGCCUAGAGCUCUCCUUGAGGAUUCCCGGUGGUUGAACUUGCACUAACCUCUGCCACCGGCGGUCUUCCGGUAUGGCACUCCACGACUCCGAACGUGUCGUGAGAGUAGGGGGUCUCAGUAAGAGAGCUCCCCGGGCCUGUGAAUCAUGCCGCUCAAGGAAGGUCCGGUGUGAUGUUACAAGGACUAAAAUUCCAUGUACAAACUGCAGGCUUGACAGCAAGGAUUGUUCAGUACCCGCAAGCAAGAGACGACACGUUGGAGAUCGUAUAAUAGGCCCAUCCUUCUUCGAAGGCAAGCAACACGGUCCUCGAAGCCCAAUAUGUGACGCAAUCAUUGAUUUUGGAGAUGUAAACGGCGCAUCCGCCGAGGGGAUCGACGUUGCUGUUGCCAACAACAUUGCUGGAGAUGGCUCAUUCGAUAUCUUCGGCCUCUCGGCGCAAGCUGUCUUCAGUGUACCUGCGGCUACUGACAUUCCCAAUUCUCUCGACAAAGCUGUUAUGAUAGAUGACGAGCCAGAAUUCCAGGCAGAUUUUCUGGCGCCUUAUCCAUCACCGACGCAUACCAUUCUGGCAGACCACUACCAUCCAUCAUCACUGCCCAAGUAUAUCACGCCUUUGAAGAAGACCCUGUCGACCGAGGAUCUCCACCACCUCCAAAUAAAGGGUGCUUUCGACAUUCCAGACUUAGCCACGCGUGAUCUGCUUCUGACAAAUUAUGCAAAAUGGAUACACCCUUUCGCACCAAUGCUAGACCUCGAGGAGAUCCUCUCGGCAGUGUCCAGCAGCGGCAACACCGGCACAACAAGCCUUCUUCUUUUCCAGGCAGUCAUGUUUGCUGCAACAGCAUACGUGAAUAUCGACGGCCACGAUGGAAGACACAAGAAGACCAGAGGCAUGUUCUACGAGCGUGCACGACUGCUCCACGAUUUUGACGUCGAAGCGGAUAGACUGAUAAUUUGCCAGGCGGCUAUCCUACUAAGCUUCUGGGACGGGGAUAGCGAAGGCGUUCGGGACAGCUAUUACUGGGUCGGAAUCGCGACACUGCACGCAACCACUAUUGGGCUCAACUUUGAUCCCGCCAGCAGCAGCCUCUCAGAUCAGAAACAUCGGCGUUCAUUCAAGAUGACAUGGUGGACCCUUGUCAUGAGAGACAGGUUGCUUGCUGUUGCCUUGCGGAGGCCGGUGCAAAACAAGGCCUUUCGAUUUGAUGUCCCCAUGCUACAUCUUGACGACUUCAGAUUGGAGUCUCUCUUGGAGGCCUUGCAGAACAGCUUAGAGAUACACGACGUAGGGUUGGCCGAGCUUGAAACACUCGCCAGUUCCUGCAUGGCUCUGGCUCAGCUUUCCGAAUACAUCGACAAGGUCUUGACCGUGCAAUAUACUGUCCAAAGAACUCCCUCCGCUGCAGGACAGAGCGCCAUCACUGUAUCUCUGGUUCCAAGGAUCAAUGCUUCAAGGUGUCUCGACAUCAUGAUGUGCGGACAAGAGCUGCAAAACUGGUAUGGGUACUUACCCACCGAAGUGCAGCAACUUGAGCUUGAAAGUCAUGACAUCGAACGUCGAAAUGAGAACCCGAUCGUGAGGGUACACAAGGCUCUCUUGGCGGGCUAUUAUUCGAUGACCUUGAUGACUUUAUACCGGCCUCUACUCAAUCUGUCAUCUUCUAAUGCGAAAGAGACUAAGCUGCGAAUCUUAUCGAUGAAGAUGGUUUCGCAGGCAGCAAAAAGCAUUACCAGCAUAUUCACCAACCUGUAUGCCGACCACCUGAUCUCGUGGUUGCCUGAUACUGCCAUCGCAGUCUUGGAGCCGGCGGUGGCCACACACCUGCUCUACAGCAUGUCUGAGCUUGAUGUGGUGCGACAGACUAGCUUUCAGAAGUUUUACCUCUGUUGGCGGAUUUUGCAGCAGUUGGGAGAGGUUUACUAUCUAGCAGAAACAACCAUGUCCAUGCUGAACGCCGCCGCGCAGAGGUUGAAGUCACUCCCAGACCUGAAGGUGGUCAAAUCCGCCGCUUGUUCACAGCUGAUUGAUGCAAUCUGUCCGCCUAGCGACGACAAUGCCACAAGCCAUGUCGCCGUCCCGUUUGUCGGAGUGGUUGGAGAACAGAAAAGGGAUCGGUCAGAUGUGGCUAUGGGCUGGGACGAGCCAGAGAAGAUCAGGGAGGAACCCAGACAACAAACCCAGGUGUUGGACACCUAUGACCAUAACUUUGACCUGGAAGCGAACUGUGCCUUGGACCCGAAUGCCUUCGAUCAACUCGUUUGUUGGGACGUUGUUGAAGAGGAGCUUCGGGCUAAUGAUUGAGUACGAAUACAGUGGCAUUGGCUGGAGUCAAUCUUGCGUCCAAUAUCCGAUCAGCUUGUUGAGUGUGCAUCUAAGAUUCGGUUAGUCGAAAGACUUCAUAUAAAGGGACCUGGCUCGGUAGUGUAUGAAUAGAUGUAUUGUGCAAGGAAAUAUUUGGGACGUAUUAUUUUGCACUAUCUGCUUUGUCGAGGUACCUCGAGCGAUCACGCAUCUAUUCAGGAGCCAUAUCAAACGUAUUUUGCUCUCUGGUGGACACAGCCUGAGAAGAUCAACCGAUGAUCACGACGUCAUGUGGGGGAAGCACUGUAACGUCGG
Cladophialophora immunda is the source of this 2716-nucleotide messenger RNA. RefSeq lists its product as uncharacterized. Bases 170 to 2401 code for a protein of 743 amino acids. NCBI's taxonomy places the organism in Eukaryota, Fungi, Ascomycota, Eurotiomycetes, Chaetothyriales, Herpotrichiellaceae. Gene Ontology annotation, biological process: DNA-templated transcription; regulation of DNA-templated transcription. Gene Ontology annotation, molecular function: zinc ion binding; DNA binding; DNA-binding transcription factor activity, RNA polymerase II-specific. The transcript has a single exon. The record is from RefSeq and is a predicted model, not a curated record.